UCAUGCUGCUGCCAAGGUCCAGAGUCUGUCAUGGGUCCCUGUACGGCCUCCCAUUGCUGCUGUCUCCAUCGCCACACUCUGCCAUGUGCCACUUUCAGGUCUCCUCACACUGCUGGUGUGUUCCAUUUUUUGUCAUAGGGUGCUGGCAGAUUACGGGCCUCCCAUAGCUGCUGCCAGGCCCCUAAUCUGCCAUGGGCCCCUAUACCGCCUCCUCAUGCUGCUGCCAAGUCCAGAGUCUCUCAUGGGUCCCUGUACAGCCUCCCAUUGCUGCUGUCUCCAUCGCCACACUCUGCCAUGUGCCACUUUCAGGUCUCCUCACACUGCUGGUGUGUUCCAUUUUUUGUC
This is a messenger RNA of Staurois parvus, 345 nucleotides long. The record is from the annotation of a GenBank genome assembly. NCBI's taxonomy places the organism in Eukaryota, Metazoa, Chordata, Amphibia, Anura, Ranidae.